UCACCAUCCACCGCCCACUCUGAACAGGACCCCAGAGCUGUAUGGUUUGCAGCCUACCAGCUGCAGGCCCUGCCGGCCCUCCCUCUUCUCCAGGGCUGGGUUUUUCCAGCCGGAACCUCGCUCCGCUCCCUCUACAGCAAUCUCUGGAAAUCGGUGUCUGACGCGGCUGCUCCUGCCUAUUAUUUAUUUAUUUCUUCUUCUCUUCCCGCUGAGACCCUCCUGUCAGAGGAGAGCUGCAGUCCGGAAACAGAGGAAGGCAGAAGCUGCCGGGAGAGCUGGGAGCGGAGCAAAGAGAAGGGAGAAAGGGACUCCCAGACACCCUUGUCUGCUUACCCUAGAGGACCAUGAGCACUGGGCAGGAGGCCAGGAGAGAUGAGGGAGACUCCAGAAGAGGCCAGGAAGCCUCGCUUCGGGACCGAGCCCACCUGAGCCAGCAGCGCCGGCUCAAACAGGCCACCCAGUUCUUGCAUAAGGACUCGGCUGACUUGCUGCCCCUGGAUAGCCUCAAGAGGCUGGGCACUUCCAAGGACCUGCAGCCACACAGCGUGCUCCAAAGACGCCUGGUGGAGGGAAACCAGAGGCGGCUUCAGGGGGAGUUUCCCCUGGUGCAGGCACAGAUCCCCAGCCACGACAGCGGCAGGACCAGUGAGACACAGCGGCCAGCUCUUCUUGUCAACUGCAAGUGCCAGGAUCAGAUGCUUCGAGUGGCUGUGGACACAGGGACGCAGCACAACCAGAUAUCUGCUGGAUGCCUCAGGCGCCUGGGGAAGGUCCCAAAAGCCCCAGGUGGGGACCUGGCACCCGGGCCACCAAGUCAGGUGGAAGAGCUGGAGCUAGAGCUGGGACAGGGGACUGUGGCAUGCUCGGCCCAGGUGGUAGGUAAGCCCUCCAGCCUCUCACCUCUUCUGAGCAGGACAGAGGUAGAGGUUUGGGGCCCCUGUCAGCAACACACCAUCCCAAGAUGCUCAGAUUAUUACCCACCCUGCUGUUCUCAACACUGGGGGUGGACUGGGAAGGAAAGGGAUGAGUGCUCAGAGGAGGUCAUCAGUGGUCACAGAUGCGACCUAAUUUUCCAAUGGUUCCCGCAGAUGUGGACAGCCCUGAAUUUUGCCUGGGACUGCAGACUCUACUUUCCCUCAAGUGCUGCAUUGACCUGGACCGUGGAGUGCUUCGGCUGAAAGCCCCCUUCUCGGAGCUGCCCUUCCUGCCUCUGUACCAAGAGCCUGGCCAGUGACCACUGUCUCAGCCAGUCCCUAGGGCGACACUGUGCCUUAGGGGAAGAGUGGUGUGGAGUGGGACAUUACUGCAUUAGUCUCUUUUUCACCACCCUGAUCUUGCAGUUGCCACCCCGUCUCUGCUUCUCCAUAGCUGCCUUCUGUCCCAGGAGUUCCUACUCAGAGUAUCUGUGGCUUCCCUACUCUCUUAUCCCUUCCGAAGAGCAGUCAAGUUAGUUACAGAAAAGAACCUACAGCGAAUGGGCUCUAGGCUUUCUCCUGGCUGUGGGGGUCAAGGCUACCUGCUGCCUCCACCUGCCUGAAGCCCACCCCAAGCACUCCUCCACGGUCCUUACCCCUAGUCUCCUACCUCUGUGGCUUAUCCACCACAACCAGAUUCCUGGCGCCCCUGGCAGCUGCCCCUCAGAUCUUGCCCCCAUCUGAUUACCAUUGGGUGGGAGUGCUAAGCAAGUGGGGCUGUCUGUCUAGAAAGGUACAGUCCCUGAGCUGGGGGCUUUUAGUCAUUACCCUUUCUGGGUUGCAGAUGUCUGAGUGUCUUUCUGCCUGGGUUGGCUCUCAAACCAUGGUUAGGGGAAGAGAGACAAUGAUAUAUCUAACCCAAACAAGGGAGCCGGGUCUCUUAUAUGGAAACUAAAUACUAAGCCUAGGGGAGACCAAAAUGAGCUGGGACACAGCCUCACUUUCUUCACUUUCAAGAGCAGGCUGGCUUAGCAUAAGUGCCAUAGUACCUGGUCUCAAUUCUGACUUUCUCAUCACCUUGCUUCGAGACCUAUGCUCCUUCCCCAGUCUGCCUCCUGUUGAUCCUGUAGUGGCAGACCUGGCCCAGGGCAGGCCCUUAGCCUGCUUCUGCAUUUGAAUAAACAUUGUUUCUCUAAGUCA
Myodes glareolus (Bank vole) is the source of this 2114-nucleotide messenger RNA. RefSeq names its product nuclear receptor interacting protein 2 (gene Nrip2). NCBI's taxonomy places the organism in Eukaryota, Metazoa, Chordata, Mammalia, Rodentia, Cricetidae. The record is from RefSeq and is a predicted model, not a curated record.